Molecule: messenger RNA, 912 nt
Organism: Ailuropoda melanoleuca (giant panda)
Lineage: Eukaryota; Metazoa; Chordata; Mammalia; Carnivora; Ursidae
Product: olfactory receptor 4F6-like
Biological process (GO): G protein-coupled receptor signaling pathway
Cellular component (GO): membrane
Molecular function (GO): olfactory receptor activity; G protein-coupled receptor activity
Source: RefSeq, a predicted model, not a curated record
UAUGAUUCAAUGGACCAAGGAAAUGGCUCUGUGGUAACUGAGUUCGUGUUACUGGGACUUGCACAGUCCUUGGGAAUGCAGGUUUUCCUUUUUCUUUUCUUCUCUUUGUUCUAUCUGGGAAUUAUCUUGGGAAACCUCUUCAUUAUGUUAACAGUGAUUUUUGAUUCUCACUUACACUCCCCCAUGUAUAUCCUGCUGGCCAACCUAUCACUCAUUGACCUGGGUCUUUCAUCCACCACAGUUCCUAGGAUGAUCUCUGAUCUUUUCAGUGGUUGCAAAAUCAUUUCCUUCCAUAACUGCAUGAUACAAAUGCUCUUUUUUCAUGAUGGAGGAGUUGAGAUGGUACUGCUCAUAGCCAUGGCAUAUGACAGGUACACAGCCAUUUGCAAGCCUCUCCACUAUCUAACUACUAUGAAUCCAAAAAUGUGCAUGCUUUUGAUAGUGGCUGCUUGGAUCACUGGGGUGAUUCAUGCUGUGUCUCAGUUUGUUUUUGUCAUAAAUUUACCAUUCUGUGGCCCUAAUAAUGUGGGGAGCUUUUAUUGUGAUUUUCCUAGGGUUAUUAAACUUGCAUGCAUGGACACUUACAGACUAGAAUUUGUGGUCACUGCCAACAGUGGCUUCAUAUCUAUGGGCACCUUUUUUUUCUUAAUUGUAUCAUACAUCUUUAUUCUGAUCACUGUCAGACAACAUUCUUCAAAAGAAUCCAAAGCUUUUGUCACUCUAUCAGCUCACAUCACUGUAGUGGUUUUGUUUUUCACUCCGUGCAUGUUUCUCUAUGUGUGGCCUUUCCCUACCAAGUCAAUGGAUAAAUUUUUUGCCAUUGUGGACUUUGUCAUCACUCCUGUAUUAAAUCCUGCCAUCUAUACUUUAAAGAACAGAGAUAUGAAGGUGGCAAUGGGAAGGCUGAGUUGA